Molecule: messenger RNA, 3273 nt
Organism: Bactrocera latifrons
Lineage: Eukaryota; Metazoa; Arthropoda; Insecta; Diptera; Tephritidae
Product: oocyte zinc finger protein XlCOF8.4
Exons: 4
Coding region: 633-2255 (540 amino acids)
Biological process (GO): regulation of DNA-templated transcription
Molecular function (GO): RNA polymerase II cis-regulatory region sequence-specific DNA binding; DNA-binding transcription factor activity, RNA polymerase II-specific
Source: RefSeq, a predicted model, not a curated record
AUUAAACGUGUAUACACAAUCAGACCACGAACCAAGCGACGACCAACAGCGAUCAGGCCAAUACGGAGCUAAAGCAAAACAGACGAAAUCAAAAUAAAUUAAAAAUACAAUUUUUUGUGCGAAACCGGUGAAAAGUUGAAAAUAUUUUCCACCGAAAAGUGCGACGAAGUAGUGAAUACAAGUAUAUACAUACAUAUAAACAUUGUAUGUUUAUUGCGAAAUUCUCGACAAUGCCUAUGUGUGGGGAUUUUAGAUUUUCAUAAUUCAGUGGAACUUCUCGACCUAUAGCAACAAACAAAAGACCCCUAAAACAGAACUGAACUAAUUUUUUUUUUUUUUKAAUAUAAAAAGAUAGAGAAACUUUUAAUUAAAAACAUCAAAUUGUGACAACGGUGUUCGUAGACGUGUACUGCGCUGGUGGUGUCGCGGAGUGUCAACGCUUUGGCACACGCGGUCUCAUACUUUCGCCGCGUUGGUCACUUCCCGUCCACGCCGCUGAAUCAUCCGUCUAAAUUCUGUCUGUGUGCGCAGCGUCUUUUCGCAAAAAUAUUGAACGCAAAUCGCAAACUAGAAUUUGAAAAUCGUGCCGCUCCAAAUUUCAGAACAGAAACUAAUUAAAAUAUAAGGCCAAAAUGACGAAAGAGCAAGCAACCGCAAUACCAGAAGAGCUGUACAAUCUCACACAGUUGGCUGAGGUUACACUGGCUGCCGGACGACUCAGCACAACUAAUAUAACAGAAAUUAAAGACUACAUAAAACGUCACAAGGCAUUGGAGUAUCUUGCCGAUGAGACAACAGCCCCGAAACCUGCCAACGUGCCUCAAAUAUCAGAACCCUCAAGCGCGAUAGCAAAACCAGUAAACAGCUUGAACAAUGACUACGAUAAUAGCUUGUGGCACACAAAUCAAGAGUUCAGUGUUAAAAACCAACGUUACGACAACACAGAAUUUCAGAAUAACCAAACGGAUGAUCAUAGUUGUAAUUCCUCUUUGACGGUGCAACGUACCACAUUUUAUUCGUCCUCCGAUGAUGAUUCCAACUACUAUAGCCACAAGGUAUUUGAUCGGAAGAAGUUGCGUCGCUCUACAAUUUCCGAUCACUCACGAUACGAUGAGCACUCGUGCAGCAGCUUGCCUAGCUGCAGUAGUGACGAACAUUUCAUGGGCUCCUCAAGUAAUUCAAGCAACUCAGAGGGCAGCAAAUUGAGCGAUGGUGCCGAGGGCAGUGCCCAUGGCGUUAAUUUACUCGACUAUGAACACAUAUGUCCGGAAUGCGGCAAGAAGUACUCGACAUCGUCCAACUUGGCAAGGCAUCGACAAACACACAGGUCAAUCAUGGACAAGAAGGCGCGACGAUGUCCGUACUGUGAGAAGGUCUACGUCUCAAUGCCCGCCUUCAGUAUGCAUGUGCGCACACAUAACCAGGGUUGCGAAUGUCAGUACUGUGGUAAAUGCUUCUCUCGUCCGUGGCUGUUGCAAGGUCACAUACGAACGCAUACUGGUGAGAAACCCUUCAAGUGCAGCGUUUGCAACAAAGCUUUCGCCGAUAAAUCCAAUCUGCGCGCUCACAUACAAACCCAUUCGAAUACGAAGCCUCAUACCUGCGCCCGCUGUGGCAAGGCGUUUGCGCUAAAGUCCUAUCUGUACAAACACGAGGAAUCUUCGUGUAUGAAAAACCAUCAACGUAAUGGCGAACGUAGUGAGGCGCGCCCAAUCAGAAAUUCAGCAAAUACGACGAACGCUCCUAUCGUUAAAAGCCAGAACACGCACUCGUUGACGGACUCUGCCAAGUCCACGUUAGCCACAAAACUAUUGCAGAAAGAGAAAGAUCGACGUCAAGCCGGCACACUCACCUAUGGUGAAAUUCUGCCGGAAACCAUACACAAGCCACUUGAAAUCACCACCAUUUUGACGUUAACUGACAACAACUGCACCAUGAAGACGAAUGUGGCGCAUGAGAAGUCAUAUACAAUGCUCACAAGCCCCAUGUCUCAGGAAGAAUAUGAGCGCUUUAAGCGCAUAAGCGUCAUACAGACGGCAACCCCAAGUGAUAUUGUCUACCGCGACCAUGGAAUUGGACCCACCGGCAUUGCUAAUGCCGCAACGCACAUCCCCUUACAAUUUUGUAAUGCGGACAAUGAGCAUCCACAACAGGUACAAGAUCAACCGGUUGACUUUUCGCCAAAAAAUAAUUUUACGCAUUCGACAAAGACCAGCCCCUUUGAGUUGACCGGCAAUUAUGCAAUCUUGGCUUAGUGCAGAGGCACGUAAACGUUGAAAAUAGUUCAAAAAGACAAUGACAAAUUUGAAAUAGUUAGACUGUUGGUAUGUAUGAAAACUCUGGAGCUUCACUAUAGAUGUGUCCAGAUUCAGAGGUUAAAAUAUUACAUAGAAAAGACGUGAAUGUUACGAAUUGGUUUUGAUGAAAAAAAAGUAAAUUUCGAAUUUUAUAAAAUGUUUCGUGCUCACAAUCAAUUGCUAACAAAGUUCUAAGAAAGAAGUGAGAAGUAACUCAACAAUCUGAUAUAAUGAAGAGAACGUAAAUUAAGUCGAAUGUGAACUUUGAAAGAGUCCCACAGAAUUGUGGAAUUUGUUGAAGACCUCUUUAAUUAACUGACUGAAUUAUUGUGAAAAUUGAAAAGAUUUUCAAAAGUGAUUUUGAAAUACUAAAUUUCAAUCUAGUCAGUACUUCUACAACCACUAAAAAGUGGACUGCUGCUUAAAACUUUGUAAGCAUUUGAAAUGGCGAGACUCAUUGGACCAAACACAAAAUAAAUAAAGAAAAUAUUGAUUAAAAAAAAAAUUAUUUAACUGAAAAAUAUAUACUCUGGUAGUUUAGUAGAAAACUGAUUGUGAUAAUUAUAAAAAGAUUAGUCUUAGCUCAUUACAAACUACGCCAUAAGCCUUUGUUUGCUUAAGCAUAUAAGAAAAUUGCUUAAAAUUGGCAGCACUUGUAAUACAAACAAAUUAAUCAAAUUGUUUAAUACUAUAAAUAUAUAAUUUUACAAAAAAACAAAAAAACAAAAAAACAAAAAAAUUAAAAUAUCAUAUUAUCAUAUUUGGAAUUCAUAGACGUAUAAUUGGGUAUAUGCAGUUAGUUUAAGUAUAUAUUUUUAAAACUUUUAAAUAUAAAGCAAUGUAUGAGCCCAAUUAAUCUUAAGAUUUUUAACCCAGUGCCGUAAAACUUUUAUUUACCGUUAAAAAUAUUACCCUAUUUGAAUGGUAAACAAAGCGCAAACCAAUUUUCAUAUACUGAAACUCACAAAAAAAAAAA